Messenger RNA from Chenopodium quinoa (quinoa), 1530 nucleotides. RefSeq names its product probable WRKY transcription factor 49. Gene Ontology annotation, molecular function: DNA-binding transcription factor activity; sequence-specific DNA binding. NCBI's taxonomy places the organism in Eukaryota, Viridiplantae, Streptophyta, Magnoliopsida, Caryophyllales, Amaranthaceae. The record is from RefSeq and is a predicted model, not a curated record. The coding region runs from base 398 to 1339 and encodes 313 amino acids. The transcript is spliced from 3 exons. Gene Ontology annotation, biological process: regulation of DNA-templated transcription.
UUAAACUGACUACGGCACUAAUUAAUAAUAAUGCUAACUACUACCAAAUGGCCGGAUAGAUUCAUCAUUGAUGAAUAGUUAUGGAAAUAAAACCUUGUUUUAAAGCCAUCAACACAAUAUAUUCUAGUUGAAUAACACAUAUAUAUCUGCUCCACGAACUUCACAUUUCGGAUCUUAUAUAUCUUUCUCUUUCAUUACCCUUAUUAAUUCUCUCUACUAACUCCUCUCUCUUUCCCUUAUUACUCUUCAACUAUACAGCUACACAUAAUAUAUACUUUAUAUUUCAUGUCCACGUGAAAAGUUAUUAGCACAAUUCAUUCAUCAACUACUAAAAUUCAUUAUUUAUUCUUUCAGCAUAUUUAUAUCAUAUACUUGUAUUUGAUAAUACAAAUUUAGAAUGGAUAAUAAGGUUUGCUUAACAUGGCCUAAUCACCCGUGGGAAGAUAUUGAUUUACUCAAAGAUGUUUUAAAGCACGCCGACCAACCAACCACAACCAGCAACUGGCUGCCUGCUCCGCCGCCAGCGUUGGAUGAUACCGCCGUAAGUCCGUCAACUGAUGAACCACUAUUCGUCAACUCAUCGUCGUCAACGUCGUCAUCUGAUCAAAGUAAUAAUAAUAAUGAACAAGUUCCGGUGUACCAACAUCAAGUCUCUAAAGUUUAUUCCGGGCCUACACUUGUUGAUAUUGAAAAAGCUCUUUCGAUUACCACGGCUACUUCCCUUCGUAACCAUCUCUCACAUUCCAGUAUUGUGUUAGAGAAAGAGUUGAGCAAAACUGAGAAUAAAUACACCUUAAAAAUCAAAAGCACUAGCUCUGGAAUGGCUGAUGAUGGUUACAAAUGGAGAAAGUAUGGGCAAAAAUUUUUUAAGAACAGCCCUAAUCCAAGAAGCUACUACAAGUGCACAAAUCCAAGAUGUGGGGCAAAGAAGCAAGUAGAGAAGUCUACAGAUGAGCCAGACACACUUAUUAUUACAUACGAAGGUCUUCACCUUCAUUUUGCAUACCCAUACUUUAGCAAUACUCAAAUUGAACAAGCAUAUCCUCCUUUAAAGAAGGCUAAGAAAACAAUGUUAGAUGUUCAUCAACAAGACAUAAAGAAUGAAGUUGUGCCUGAAGCAAAUGGAGAAACAAAGAAUCCACAUCAAAGUUCUAAAGGUCAUUCUCAACAAACGAUUGGGCGAUCUCAAGGUUUGCUUGAAGAUGUUGUGCCUCUACAAGUACGGAACCCGUCGAAUGGAAGCAUGUUUGAUAUUCCUUCUUCUUGUUCUAGUUUUUAUCCUUCGGCGGUUGCCUCAUCCGCUUCUCUUACCUCACCUCCUUAUUUUCCAUUGCUUUAGGGACUUUGUCAAUUGAAGUUUUGCGCUUAAUUUAAGUACUCCAUUUGUAUCUAAAUAAUAGUAAUACAACCUUUCUCUCUAGUUACAAACAAUUCAUAAUUGAGUAGAGUCAUGAAUGAAUUUUAAAGGAUUAGGUUUUUCAUACACACCUUUAAUACAAGGAGUUUACAAUGUUAGUGCGCGCAAUGAAA